AUGUCGAGCACCGAGGGCCGCCAGUCUCCUCCCCCCGAGCAACAGAGCGGAGCUCAGCUCAAGGACGCCCCGGCACAUGGUCAGGGUACCGACGACGCCUCCAAGAAGGAGCAGACCAACAAGUCCGCCCUUGACAGCUUGUCAUCCAACCCCAAGGGCCCUCUGGACGACGCCGUCAAGGACAAGUUCUCAAAAACCUCGGAUAGCGAGGGUACAAAGCAGAAGUGA
Molecule: messenger RNA, 228 nt
Organism: Diaporthe batatas
Lineage: Eukaryota; Fungi; Ascomycota; Sordariomycetes; Diaporthales; Diaporthaceae
Exons: 2
Coding region: 1-228 (75 amino acids)
Source: RefSeq, a predicted model, not a curated record